Molecule: messenger RNA, 2370 nt
Organism: Gamsiella multidivaricata
Lineage: Eukaryota; Fungi; Mortierellomycota; Mortierellomycetes; Mortierellales; Mortierellaceae
Exons: 1
Coding region: 255-2303 (682 amino acids)
Source: RefSeq, a predicted model, not a curated record
UCCCGCUCGCUUACCCAUCCAUCCUCCCUUGCUCGUCUGACCUUUUUAUCUCCUCUUUUUCUUUUUCCCUUCCUUCUUCUUCUCCAUCCUCUGUCGGGUCUACGACUAUUUUAACUAUUUAAAACCGCUUACUAUUGUACUGUUGUUUCGCCUUAUUUUUCUGCUCCCCUCCCUCUCUCUCGCACACACCUGCUCCCUCUCCCUUCUAAUCCUUCUAAUCAGCAAAUACGCUCUCCUUGCCGCUUUUCCACACAAUGCAGGUGGAACAACCCCGCAGGCUCGAGAGGAUCGCCUCAGCGUAUCCCAAACCAAGCCCCCGUCGCCCUCAAGACAGCCAGCAGCAACACAAGAGAAACAAAAAGAAGACUCCUGCCCAAACAGGACCCCUCCUCCACACCGACAGCCACUCCAGCGACGACAACGAUUGCCGCUCCGACACCAGCUGCACCAGACACUCGAACCCCACCUCCCCCAUAAGCCCCGUCUGCAACACGUCCACUCGGCUUCACAAGGGCCCCACCACAGGGCGGAAACCGCAGUCUGCAAAGCUCUCUCGACACAGAGAUCACCUGCAUCGAUCUGUGCUGCACGAAAACGCGUCCAUGUCUCAAACUCAGACGCAGACGCAGACGCAGACCCAGGCUCAGUCAGUCCAGGCCCAGGCACCACGAUCUUCUCAAGAAUGUCAACGGGCUCCCUCCCUAUCCCCUGGAGCAAAGCGCGCACUGGGGCGUCCUCGUCAGAAUGAGCACUCGCACUCGCACCAUCAGCGCCAUAGUCAUUCCCAGGCCGACCCAUCUGAAACCUUGCGAGCAACCCUUUCUCCUCGUGUCACCACAACCGUAACAAUGACAACAGCAGCCUCAACAAGGACAACCGCAGGUGCCGUAUCCAACAGAGCAGGCUCGGCAAGUGAGCCGGACGAUGUCGGCCUGUGCAAAUCGCCAAGCUCAGACUCGAAACGCGCAAGGGUUCAGAAUGGAUCCGGAAAGCGAUCUACAGCAGCAUCGGACACUAACAGAGGCAGCGCCUCGACGAUGCAACAACAGUCUCAGCAGGAGGUCGUUGACAUUUCGAGCGAUGAGAGCGACCAUGGCGCGUCGAACGAGGGACAGGAUCUCGACAAUGAACGUGACCUUCAGAAGAUGCUGGCUGAUAUGCAGGGAGCAUCCAGUCACGACCAGGACAACGGUCACUCCUCAGUCACAGGUCCCAGCGCGUCCGGCGCCGGUAGUCGGCGCGGCUCGCAGACGCUCUAUCAUUAUCACCAUCAGUGCCAGCACCACCAGCACCGUCAACAGGAACUGUCGAACGGAAAUGGAUACAGAACCCCGACAGCAUCCAAUGGAUCCAAUCCUCGCAGCAGCCAUCAAACUCAUACGCGGAAUUUCUCUUCGCCCUCGCUCUUGGACUCGUUCACGUCGCCAGAACCGAUGCUCUCGCCCAUACAGUCGUAUUUCGGAUCAGACCCCAACUCACCCGCCUCGACCUUUUCCUUGCCGAGUCAUGAUCAAUACCCACGGCUUACAAUCGAUCCGUCCGCCACCAUGGAUGGAUACCACGGCUUUGCAACACACCCAUGGAGCGAACAAAGUACUACCCCAUCGCGCGCUCUCUCUCACCGCUGGACUCGUCGACUGAGCCAAUCGGAUGCAUACCCAAAUGUUGCAAACAGCGCCAACAGCCACAGUAGUACAACCCGACCACGACCCGCCAGCAGCGUGUAUGCAUCUUCCACCACUGAUCGACCAUGGCAAGUAACCUCGGACAUAGAUUCAGCCCAAGCACUUGAUGUGGACGAUUCGGUGCAGGGUGCUCUGGAUGAUGAGACCAUGGACAACACCUAUAGCGAUCACGAGUCCACAUACAAUCAUCCUCUCGACCACAAUCGCAAUUUGCGCACUUCAGACUACGGCGACGAUAUGGACCAUAGUCCAAGCCUUCGGUACAGCCAUCGAGCAUCAACGGUUGAUGCCGAAGAUGAUGAAGAGGAUAACGACAGUCAUAUGAUCGGCUCAGAUUACGAGGUCGAGGACGAUGAGGACAAUGACGAUGGUGAUGACGGUGACGAUGACGAUGACGGUAUGGGCGAGGGGUACGACGUAGAAGGGGUCUUGAGCACGAAUUAUCUGCAGGAGCAGCUAUUGUUCUCAUCCGCAUCAAGUCGAACGAACCAUACAUCGGGUUCACAGAGCGCACAGACGAUUGAGUCUGAUGCUGCACUGGCACGGAGACUUCAAGACGAAGAAUACUCGGACCUGCUGCGAGAAAGAGUAGGUCUUGUCUGCCCGCAGCCCUCAUAGAUUAGCAACGGCAACAGUUAGAUUUUAAAAAAUACAUACUAAUACAGCUUUUUUUUUUUUUCCUUUU